CAAAAAGAAAAACGGUUAGAUCACCCUCCAAAUAUUUUACCAUCCGAAUUAAAACUCCUAAAGACAUCAUCACUACUAAAUAACUUUCUAUAAAAACGUGAAUUAUGUUCUUACACACAAAAAAAUAAAACCAAUAAAUAAAGUGUUUUUUUAUUUAAUCCCUUGUCUAACGCUUUCCUUCACGUCCCCCUUCCUUCCCUCGCGGUUACUCUCCCGUUCUCAGCUGGUCAAUUCUCUGGUCGUUUCUGGAUUUCCCUUUCUCUCUUCUUCACUCCACCUCUUUCCUCGAACCAACGCCCUCGUGCUCAUCUAAUUUCAUCUCCCUCCGUCGUUUCCUUAGCGCAAGGAUCAAUUUUGUCCAAGUCAAUUCUUCAAGAGCAGAUCUCUGGAGGAUUGAUCCAAUCACACACCUGGGUCUUGAUUUCUGGGUUUUAGUUUAGAGUUUUUUUUGUGUGUGUGUGUGUUUGUGAUGAUGGGUUGGAGAUACAAAGCUGGUCUGUUCUUGAUAGGCACCGUUGUUGUCAUAUGGGUCACAUCUGCAGAAGUUACUCAGGAUAUCUUUACAGCAUAUAAGCAGCCAUUUGCAGUCACAUACCUUGGAGCUUCUCUUAUGAUCAUUUACCUUCCCGUAGCAUUCCUCAAAGACUGGCUUUGUCGGUAUUUAGAGCGACGGCGAUCCUCCAAAAGCAGUAGGGUUCCGGCAUUGACCGAUGAGUCCUCCGUUGAGAUCAGACACAAAAUCAUUGAAAUGGGACUUCAAGGGACCAUCACUAAGAAAGAUAGCGAGGAAGACUUUUCAUCACAUGAGGAAGACGCGAGACCUUUGAUCGGUAAAGGGAAAGAAGAAGCGCAGACUCCGAAACACGGGAAAGAGAUCACCACAAAGCAGAUUGCAAUGUACGGGCUUUACCUCGCACCGAUUUGGUUUGUGACAGAGUAUCUGUCCAAUGCUGCCCUUGCGCGUACAAGUGUGGCAAGCACUACUGUAUUGUCUUCAACCUCAGGGCUGUUUACUCUUUUCAUUGGUGCUUUUUUGGGCCAAGAUACUUUGAACCUGUCCAAAGUAGUUGCUGUAUUUGUCAGUAUGGCUGGUGUGGUCAUGACAACGCUCGGGAAAACUUGGGCUGCUGAUGACUCGCAAUUAAAUUCUUCACUCAACGGGCAACGGUCCCUUGUUGGAGAUCUCUUUGGGCUUCUCUCUGCAGUCUCGUAUGGACUAUUUACAGUGCUUCUAAAGAAGUUUGCCGGUGAAGAAGGAGAAGGAGUUGAUGUACAAAAGCUGUUUGGAUACAUAGGACUGUUCACACUUGUUGCUCUCUGGUGGCUUGUGUGGCCAUUGACAGCAUUAGGGAUCGAACCCAAGUUUACCAUACCGCACUCUGUCAGAGUUGAUGAAGUUGUAUUGGCAAACGGUUUCGUUGGAAGUGUCCUCUCUGACUACUUUUGGGCACUUUCUGUGGUGUGGACGACUCCGCUAGUAGCGACACUGGGCAUGUCUCUCACCAUUCCACUGGCGAUGGUUGCUGACAUGAUGAUUCAUGGUCGUCAUUAUUCCGCCAUUUACAUUCUUGGCUCUACUCAGGUGUUUGCUGGAUUCGUAAUAGCUAACAUCUCGGACUUGUUCUCAAAGAAGCUUGGUUUGUAACAGUGGCUUCAAGUCUUGUCGAUGAUUCUUUUGUGGUGUUUGUGGGUAGAAAUUGUAUCCUAGAUUCAUGGUUGGAAUGAAAAGUUUAUAGUUUUUUGGGUUCCCCUGUUUAAAUGAAUGUGAUUACCAACGUUUUUGAUUCCCAAAUUUGUUGGCACUUUCAAACAGAGUGAGAGACAUGGAACACAACCAAGUAUGAUUCAUCCGAAAGAAAAAGGCUUUAGUAACUAGAUCAAGAUUUA
This is a messenger RNA of Thlaspi arvense, 1887 nucleotides long. The record is from the annotation of a GenBank genome assembly. Lineage: Eukaryota; Viridiplantae; Streptophyta; Magnoliopsida; Brassicales; Brassicaceae.